Molecule: messenger RNA, 1362 nt
Organism: Erigeron canadensis
Lineage: Eukaryota; Viridiplantae; Streptophyta; Magnoliopsida; Asterales; Asteraceae
Exons: 1
Coding region: 1-1362 (453 amino acids)
Biological process (GO): telomere maintenance; DNA repair
Molecular function (GO): DNA helicase activity
Source: RefSeq, a predicted model, not a curated record
AUGGUGGAAGACCUGUUUAACCAGAUGACACGUAGAGAAGCUACGACACAGGCGUUAUUGCAGGUGAAUGGAUUUUUGCAGUCCAUGGGCAAAAGCAUUCAUGAAUUUGAUCUUGUGCCACAAGAUUACUCAUAUGCCGACCUCCAAGAUCAAACAAGAGAAAUUAGAGCGGAACAAGCUAUUGUAGUCUCUCAGGAAGAUCUUGAUGCAAUAUUAAAACUCAACAAAAGACAAAAAAUAACAUUUGAUGUAAUAAUACAGAGAGUUAAUGCAAAUGAAAGUGGCGCUUUCUUUGUUGAUGGCCCUGGUGGUACAGGGAAAACUUAUCUGUAUAGGGCUUUAUUAGCAAAGAUUAGAUCAGAAGCGCAUAUCGCGCUAGCCACGGCCACUUCAAGCAUAGCAGCAUCAAUACUCCCUGGGGGUAGAACGGCUCAUUCAAGAUUUAAAAUACCGCUUGACUUGACAGAUGGAUCGACGUGUAGAGUUAGCCAACAAAGUUCUUUGGCAACUCUUAUUAAAGACUCUAAGCUAAUCAUAUGGGAUGAGGCUCCUAUGGCAAAAAGAACUACUAUUGAGGCUUUAAAUGAUCUUCUGCAAGAUCUUAUGGACUCAAAGGAAAUUUUUGGGGGUAAAGUUGUUGUUCUUGGUGGAGAUUUUAGACAAACUCUCCCCAUAGUGCGCACAGGUACUAAAGCGGAAACUAUAGCUGCAUGUCUGACCAACUCUACAUUAUGGCCAUCACUUCACAUAUUACGCCUGGAAGAGAACAUGAGAGCUUUGUUAGAUCCUUCUUUCAGUAAAUUUCUACUCAAAAUUGGCGAUGGAACAGAAACAACACAUGACGAUGACCUAAUCAACAUUCCCGCCUCCAUGCUCAUUGACAAACACUCAGAAGAUGACUCUUUAGAUGCCCUCAUUGACUCUGUCUAUCCAAACAUUCAGUCGUUCACUAACUCACGUGCUUUAAAUCGUGCCAUAUUGACAACAAAAAAUAUAUUUGUUGAUGAGAUUAAUGACCUUUUGAUACAAAAAUUCCCUGGUGAGCCAACAGAAUAUACCAGUUUUGAUGAAACUUUAGAUCUAAAUGACCAAACUCAAUAUGAGGACUACUUGCAUUCACUUACACCAGAUGGUAUGCCACCUCAUAGACUUCUCUUGAAGCCAAACUCGCCUAUCGUCUUGUUAAGAAACUUGAAUCCUACUGAAGGCUUAUGCAACGGGACUAGAUUAAUAUGCAAAGAUUUGAGAAGAAAUGUCAUACAUGCUGAGAUUGCUUUUGGAGACUUUGCUGGCAAACAAGUUUUUAUACAUAGAAUACCUAUGCAGCCUCCAACUGAUAUUGUUCCUUUCAAACGGAUUUAG